AUGCUUUCAACACAGCAGCAUAUUUACAGUGCUUUGCUACUGAUCUCCAUCAUCUUUUUCAAUAUUUUGCUGUCAGUUCUCGUAGCAACCGGUCAUAUCCAGAAAGAGGUUUUCACGUUUUAUAUUAUCAUUUUGAACGCGGCUGCCUACUUCAUCUAUUAUGUCUCCAUGAAGAUUGCUCAUGCCGAGAAGAUACCCAAUCAUGCUUUGGUGUAUGGGGUAACCUCUAUUCUGUUUUGGUUCGCUGCAAUCUACUUUUUCGAGAAAGGCGUUAAUGAUUGGACGAGUGUUAUGAGCAGUUUGCGAAAUCUGAUUUUCGCAUCACUUCUUUUGGUUACGCUGAGCAUUCCUAGCUGCGUCGAUGGAGAAUUCAGUUCAGUAACGGAAAUAAAUGUGCGUACUGUUUUUGCUAAGACGGCAGCGCAGAACAGAGCAUCAGCAGCAGAAUGCGUAUUGUUCGGUUAUUAUGACUUUCAUGAUGUUUGGCAUUUACUGUCAUCGUUGGCGUCAUUUUUCUCAUUGUUAACUGUUACCUCACUUGAUGACGACAUUCUCAUUUCCAGGCCUUUUUCACAGGAGAUUACGUCUUUUUAA
Molecule: messenger RNA, 594 nt
Organism: Gongylonema pulchrum
Lineage: Eukaryota; Metazoa; Nematoda; Chromadorea; Rhabditida; Gongylonematidae
Source: the annotation of a GenBank genome assembly